This is a messenger RNA of Ochlerotatus camptorhynchus, 832 nucleotides long. RefSeq names its product BLOC-1-related complex subunit 8 homolog. The record is from RefSeq and is a predicted model, not a curated record. Gene Ontology annotation, cellular component: BORC complex. NCBI's taxonomy places the organism in Eukaryota, Metazoa, Arthropoda, Insecta, Diptera, Culicidae. The coding region runs from base 45 to 581 and encodes 178 amino acids. The transcript has 3 exons.
UCCAGUCACGAUUUCUGAUCAGGGAAAUCAUUAUUUUAAGCAGAAUGACCACAGUAAACGAUCCGGAACUGCAUGCCAAAGUAAAGAAGACUACGGAGAAAAUUUCCGAAAACAUGCACAUCAUAGCGAACGAGCCCAGUCUGGCGUUCUAUCGGAUACAGGAACAUGUCCGGAAGGUGAUUCCUCUGAUUGUGGACCGCAGGGGUGAGGUCUAUCAGUUACAGCAGGAUUUGCAGGGAAAAUGCUACGAUAUGGAAUACGCGAUUCAAGCCGUCAAGGACAUCGAAGCGGCAGAUGCAUCGCUGAAAAACGUACAGGAAGCUCUGAAGAAUGCAAUCUUCCUGAAACAGCAACUGAAAUACGUCGAAUCGCGGCGGCCCAAGAAAGAUUCCAACAGUUCCGUGUACAAACGGUUGUCGGCACACAUUACACUGGAUUUGCCAGAUCUGCCGGACAUUUCCGGCGUGGUACGGGAAACGACCAACCGUGUGGAGCAUAUGAUGUCCCAGGCGAGAACUUCCUCGUCCGGCAACGGUGCUGGGCCAGCGGAGUUGCAACGGUCCUAUACGACCUUGCACUAAAUUCCUGGUGUGUGAUUCAUGUUGAGGCAUAGUUUUCUGUGAUUGAUUAGUUUACAUUGAUUUGAUUUGACUGAUUCGAAAGCAAUUUUUUAUAUAAUUUUAAAUUACUAUGUUGCGAGCAUGUAUUAUUUGAAGAAAAAAAAUCUUAUGUAAACGUGAGGCAUUAAAUAUUAAUAAUGACAAUUUGUAGGAAUAAGACCAAAUCGUUCAAAAGUUCACUGUACGGGACUUUUUAUGGAAACAUGAAAUUU